Geodia barretti is the source of this 1047-nucleotide messenger RNA. Lineage: Eukaryota; Metazoa; Porifera; Demospongiae; Tetractinellida; Geodiidae. The record is from the annotation of a GenBank genome assembly.
AUGAAAGCGAUUGUUUUCUCAGAACAGGGCAGCACGGAGGUACUUCGGUAUACAGAUGUACCGGAGCCAACAUUUGACGCUAACGAGGUACUUGUUAAAGUCGAAACCUGUGCAGUGAACUUUCUGGACAUCCAUGCCCGGCGCAACCGACCGGAGAUCGCAGCGAAACUCAGUCGAGGAGACACCCCGCAUAUACUCGGAUCCGAUAUCGCCGGAACAAUUGCUGAGGUUGGUGAUACGAGCUGCGGUGUUACAGUUGGCACACGGGUUGUCCUCGCGCCGUGUAUUCCGUGCGGGGUCUGUAGUGACUGCCAUCGCGGUGCCGAAAAUUUGUGCGACACGCAGGAACUCAUCGGCUUUCAAACCAACGGUGGGUACGCAGAAUAUGUGAAAGUACCUGCCCAAAACGCGAUUCAGAUACCAGAGACCCUCUCGUUCAUUAAUGCCGCUGCGAUGCCGAUUGCGUAUCUGACGGCAUGGCACAUGCUGAUGACACGUGCCCAGCUUCGCCCUGGGGAGGAUGUCUUAAUUCUUGGGGUAGGUGGUGGUGUCGGAAGCGCGGGACUACAAAUCGCAAAGUUGACCGGUGCAAGAGUCUUGGCGACAGCAAGUAGUGAUGAGAAACUCGCACGCGCACGGGAGAUGGGGGCAGACAUUACGAUUAACUACAAAGACAUAGAUUUCUCAGAAGUUGUGCUUGACGCAACAGACGGGCGAGGGGUGGACGUUGUGCUUGAACACGUCGGUGCUGCGACGUGGGAGCAAAGUAUUGCCAGUCUGGCUAAAAAUGGAAGGCUCGUCUCCUGUGGUGUUACAACAGGCAACAUCGGGACAAUUAACAUCCGAAAAUUGUAUCAGAAACAGCUAACCGUAAUGGGUUCCGCACUCGGCACAGUAACUGAGCUCCGGACGCUUGUCCAUCUCGCUGCACAAGAAAAAUUGGAGCCUAUUAUAGACCGGACUUUGCCGCUCCACCGUGCCGGCGAGGCGCAUUCAUUGUUAGAGAACCGUCAAAAUUUCGGUAAGGUGAUUUUAGUCAAUGCUUAG